Orussus abietinus is the source of this 5189-nucleotide messenger RNA. RefSeq lists its product as uncharacterized. Gene Ontology annotation, molecular function: RNA polymerase II complex binding. Gene Ontology annotation, cellular component: RNA polymerase II, holoenzyme. Gene Ontology annotation, biological process: mRNA 3'-end processing. Bases 502 to 4404 code for a protein of 1300 amino acids. Lineage: Eukaryota; Metazoa; Arthropoda; Insecta; Hymenoptera; Orussidae. The transcript is spliced from 8 exons. The record is from RefSeq and is a predicted model, not a curated record.
UGUUUUCGCGAUCGGCCCUACGAACCACGCGAGUUUUAAACAAUAAUUAACUGGUGAAUGCGGCAAGCAUUGCAUCGUCACGAGACGCGAUUUGCGGAAGAAUCGGCGUUCCUGUCCGUGAGUGCGAGACCUUUGGACCGACCGAGUGCAAGGAACUUCGAUUCUGUGAAUUCGCGGGCGCUUCGUCGGCGUGUCCGGGUCCAGAGAAUUUGGCGAACGCUUUUGGCGAUUCACGGAUUUCUCCCUGUCAGGUGCGCUCGUCAACCGGUACGCAAUCUGGACUUCUUUCCGCAAGCUCGAGGCGAGGGAAAGACACGCGCAGCGCCCGCUUCGAGGAGUGAUUUCGUUCUUUUGAGGUCGGAAGUUUGGUUAGGUUGGUGCGGCGAUGGUCGCCAGAAUGACGCCUGCACGUUGCCGGCGCUCCUCUCGAUGGUUCGCCCUAAAAAGCGCACCUCUACUCGAGUGUUAGACUUCGUUUAGUGCUCUAAGCAAGAGUGAACCAUGGCUGCGAACGACUUCGAUGUGGAGCUCUUCGAACGGAGGCUUCAUACCCUUAAGGAUUCCCAGGAGUCGAUUCAAAGUCUUUCGGCAUGGUGCCUCGAGAGAAGGCAGCACCACAAGAAGAUCGUUGCUACUUGGCUGCAAGUUUUAAAGAAAGUGAAAGUGGAGCACCGUCUUACAUUGUUUUAUUUGGCAAAUGAUGUGAUCCAGUAUUCAAAACGAAAGAACUUUGAGUUCGUGGAAUCAUGGGGCAUAACUCUCCAGAGGGCAACAACAAUGGUCAGGGACGAGAAGGUGAAGCACCGUAUUUUAAGAAUUUUCAAGAUAUGGGAUCAAAGGCAGGUCUACGACGAGGAGUUCUUAGCCGACUUAUCCGGUCUAAUAUCGGCGGCACCAAAGAAGAAGCAGGACCCUCAACCCGUCGUACCGACGGAGGAAUUCCAGGCUGCGCUUCUUAUCUCUACUAUGAGGUCCUGUGCAACUUUAGAACAAGCUACGGAUGCGAGGUUACGUGAUCUAAGAGAAUGCAAUAUCGAUUUUGACAAUGCGGAGGAGUUGUGUGCCUCGCUUAAAGAUAGGCGGCAUGUAGAGGAUGCCGAAAAAGAUGUGGAUAUUGCCGUUAGAAACGUAGAGAACUAUGUACGUGCUUUGGAAGCAGAGAUUCGAGAGAGGACGCAAGUUCUCGAAUUACUGGAACAGGCAGAUCAGUUUUACGAAACGCAGAGGGGAGAAGUUAAAAUAGUGACGAACGCAUACCGAAAUUUCGGGAGCCGAGUGAAGAAUCUAAAAAAGAAAUUGGAUGAAUUACUUCCUACGCUGAUCUCUCCGAUCCCAUCUCCAGACAUUAAUGCACCCUCUCCGAGUCCCGACAGCGAUCUAGACCUUCCUGGAGACGAUCACAUUGGAAAUCAAUCUCUAAUCGACAUAGCACCUCCCACGAUAUACGGAUCGUACAGGCCAGACUACGACCCAAUGCCAGUGCCAGCACCUGAUGGACAAUCGGGAAGUGUUACCGGAGACUUCACCAACAAUUUUUCAUCCUUUAUGGGAGGAAACAUGGAUUUUGAUAUGAGAAAUUUGUUCAACGACAGAUCGACAACUCCGACUAUUCUGAAUCAAUACAACGAUUCCCUGGAGGCAAAGCCUAUCGAAGUCAUCAACAUGCGUCCGUCAAAGGCGGAGAACAGUAACGAUAGCUUCAACAUAUCGAGCUUCCUCAAAACGGUGCUUCCCUCAUCGGAAGGAGCACCAAAUCCCUCCGGUAUCCCCGGCCUCGGGUUAGAUCUUCCAGACAACAACCUGGAGUCACCGCAGCGUCCGGACUACGGGCACUCCCCGGUGAUGGGACAAGUGCCACUGACUCCGGCUAUGAACCGGAUGCUCAGCGGGCCCGGCACACCCAUCGGCGGCCUCAACAAUUGCGGGCAAAUCGGUCACAGCACUCCGUUGCCGGUCCGCAGCAUAACAAGGGACUCCCACACUCCGUCCCCCUACUCCAGCCAGAACAGCCAGAGCAACGUCGUCCUCCCCUUCGACAACUCCGUAAAUCCCGUGAGCAACACCGUAAACCCGCUACCACCUCCGCCGUUACCGCCGCCAAUAUUCCUCGACGACGAGAAUUGUUACAACAAACUGCCACCGAAGUUCCCGACUUGGACGCCGACUAGCGACCUGUCCAAGGACCCUGCCAAGUGGGACGAGAAGGGUGAGGACGAUUUCCCUUCGCCAAAGAGAUUCGCCGCUUUCCAAACUUGGGGAAAAAAUAGCAUGAACCCGUCAUGGCCGGGAGAGAUCGAGGAGAGGAACAAGUCUCUGUGGGGCGACUCGGGGAACGAUCGAUGGGAGUCUGGAAGCGAAUCGGCGUGGUCAGUGGCCAGGGGGAAAAGCGACAUCCUGUCCGAGACUCCGGAGUCUCCGCCUAUGUACGAGAAGUCGGGAUUCCAGGACCCCGUCGAGUACAACGACACGCAGCCCCAGGAGUCGCUGCUGAGCAGCAGUAGCGACGUCGACCACAGAAUGAUACCCUUGCCGAUGUCCGUCGAGUCGCAACUGUCCCAUCGGCUGGCCAAGGCUGCCGACGUGGACCAUCGCAACCUCAUCAGCCUCACCGGAAGCCCGGCGAAUCAUCAUCAGCUUCCCAUUCAAUCGGUGAACGCUCCUCUCAUGCCAGCUCUCCCCAACAAUGCCGGCAUGUGGCCCACGGGAGACCAAGACUAUCGGCAGCAACUGCAGCCCGGCGACAUCGUCGAGAGCGUGGACAUGGAGAUGUCGGACGACGAGGGCGAGAACAAGCAGAAGAGCCGAGUCCUGGUGGACGUGCGCCCUCAAGACCGGGACGUGCGACCUCCUCAGCAGCCGCCGGGCACGCACCACGUUGAUAUGGACAUGCGAGCGAUCCCACUGCCGAUGGGUCAGUUGGGCCCGAAUCCGCAGAUGGACCAGGGUCCACACCAGACUCCACCCCAGUUCCACAAGGGAAGGAAUCCGGACUUCCAGGCGAACCAGCCGGACUUCCGGCGCAGCGUCGGCGAGCCGUUCCGCCCGAACUUUCGCAAGGGCCAGGGCCCCGGAUUCGGCAAGAACCAACAGGAGUUCCACCAGGGAUCCCAACAGGACUUCCAACAGGAGUUCCAGCAGGACUUUCAUCAGGGUCGGCAGUCGGAGUUCCGGCAGGAGUUCCACGAGAACCAGCACGGUCGGCGCAGCGUGCCGGACUUCCACGGAGACAAGUUCCCCCACGGCAGGUUCCAGCAGCAGGAGCACCAUCACCGGGACUCGCCGAUGUUCCACAGGGGCGAUCGGGGAGGCGGCCGUGGAAGAGGGUUCCGAAACCGACGGGACCGCUUCUCCGAGGACCACGGUAAUUCGAUGCAGCACCGCAACCUCGCGGAUGAGCGCAGGAACACCAGGUUCCCGGAUGGCCCAUCGAAGAGUAGGCCCUACCUGCUGGAACCACCGGAUACCGUGGUCGUCCUCGACGACGACGGCAUGCCGAUAGGCCUGCCGGAGGACGAGGGUCGGCUGGCGAGCGACCAACUCGAGGACGUCCUCCGGGAGGAGCACGUUCACGAGAAUCGGUCGACGGUGGAGGAGCCGUCCUUGGUGCAGGGUCGCGAGCCAGACCCGGACGCGCCGUCGAGGCCCUUCGAAGAGAUUCUAUGCCAGCGGGAGAUGCAGGAGCCGGACCGAGACCCGGACCGGGAGCCAGCGAUACCGGAGGACCACCGGGACGACGCGCCACUUUUGUCGAUGCCUUGCCAAGAAGAGGUCGUCCCGGAGCAGCCGGAGGAGUGCCCCCAGGAGGCGUUGAGGGACGCGCACGAAGAGGAGGAAGAGCGGCGGAACGAGGAGGAGCCGGCUCCGCCCGGAGAGGGCCGGCCUGCUCGCGUGGACUCCCAGGAGGAGAUCAGCCCGGAGGGUCGCGAGAUCAUGGAGCCGCACGACCCGGACCCCGGGACGACGCAGCCACCGCGGCAGCUCUCCGAGCAGCUCCAAGCCAUGAUGAACUCGAACGGAGGCGACCGGCAGUCCGCCAACGGUAGCCUGGCCGAGCUCAGGGAGGCCACGCCAUCGCCCCUGAAGAAGCGGCCGUUCCUCGGCAGCUUCUUACCCGGCCCUGGACCCGGGGCUAACGGGCCGCAGGAGCUGCACCCCGCGGUGGUGUACGAGUACGACGGUCCCAACGCUACGCCGACGUUCCGACCUCGCGGCCUGCCCACCGCUCCUUUUCCGCCCUGGCGGGGACCUCAUCGGGGUAGGGCCGGCUUCAGGGGAGGCCCCAGGGCCCCCUGGGACAGGGGACCUCGGGGACCGGUCGGUACCUUCCACCCGAGGGGCCUGAAACGCGGUGGACAAUUCAGGGGCGGCGGCUUCCGGGGUCGAGGUCGCGGUACCAACUGGUAAAACCGAUCGUACCCCGGGGCCCCCUGGCACGCCCCCUUUGUAUAUAGAGCGCCUCGCGCCCUUUCGCGAAACUCUCCGUCUCGGGGUUGGCCCUUGUCGGCACUCCCUGGAAGGCACGGACCUAGUCGGCGUCCCGUUGGAAAACUACCGUACCCCGCCGACCCCUGACCUCGAGGAGGACCCUGCGAUUGGACGCGAUGGGUACUAGUCAUCUAUGCGGAACGUCCGGCUUCUCGGUGGCUCCACCUUGUGGGACCCCUUGCCGCGUUUCCUCGAGGUCGUGGGUCGGCACGGGGUCGUGACCCGGACGACGGACUCGCGGUACCACUCGUACUUGCACCCUCCGGGCCCUGCGUCCUCCUUGCGGCCAUGGCUCGGAUACGUAUGCAUAUAAAUAUGUAUAUACGUGUGUGCCGAGAUAUAUAUAUACAUAAACCGAUAUGAAACGAUACGAUAGAUAUAAAUACGAAUAUAUAUACAUACAUACAUACAUAUAUAUAUGUAUAUAUAUGUAUACAUAUACACGUUGUUGCGAGAUGCAGUCGGCGCCAGCGGGACCCGGGGAGGUGGCGACACCCCGAUUAGGCCCAUCUGGACGGACCGGACACCCAGGAGAUGGUUUAGAAGGGAUGUCGUCUCUUUUUUCUGGGUCUCUGUCCGAUGCACGGUUUUCGAGAUGCAUCGUGACCACCGCCGCUUAUCCUCGUCGCGUCCUCCCGCCACCUUCGAAAAUAGCCAUGUCAACCCUGGAACCUUAGAAUUGUAUUAAUAAAAUACAGUGUUUA